AUGACCUCCAGCAACAAGUCGCAAAGCUAUGGCCCUGGCACCUACGUUGACGAGGCUUUCCUGCCUGUACCAGAGGAGUGCAAGCGACUACUGCGCAUCCUAGCCAAGCGAACCCCGGGGUUCACGACCGAUGAAGCCUUGCUAAACAAGGUCCAUUUUCACGGAGACGAUCUGCCAUGCAUUCCCGGUCCUAUCAAGUCCCAGGCUCUGACUGCGACUCUGCAUGCCAUGUUUGGCAUUGUCGCACUUGAGAUUCUGCGCCUCCGUGGUCGCGACGUCAGCAGCGCGGUACACAUCGACACGGAUCAUGCUGGCCUCUACCCUGCGACCCCAGCGCUGGUUGCGAUUGACGGCGUCACUGGCCCUGAUGUCAUCAAGCUGCCAAGUGUCCCCCAGUGGGACAAGGAUCGUCAAACUGGCUCAUCCCUAGUGUUCCGCGCCACUGCCAUCUAUGAGACCGCCGAUGUAGGGACUUGGUACCAAUUCCACGGUUCUCUUGACCCCUGGACCGCUUUGGCUGCGGUCGGCAUCAGCAGGGACCUUGAUGUCUCUGUUGGUACAGACGACGCGGCCUACAGACUAAUUGGAGAUCAUGUCCGCAAGUACCGUGCUCGGGAGCUCGAGCAGCUGAUGGUGGAGAAGGGUCUGUCAGGCUCUAUCGUGCACUCCCCAGAGGGAUGGCGAAAAACUGAAAUGGGCAAACUCCUGGGCCGUCACCCGCUCAUUAACUACUCUCGCCAGACACAAUGUCUCGCGUUGGCGCCAUCUCCAUUGCCUCAGCUCAAGGAUCCUCGACCUCUCGCCGGCAUCAAGGUGGUUGAGCUUGUGAGGAUUAUUGCUGGAAGCGCUGCCGGUGCCGCUCUUGCAUCCAUGGGUGCCGAGGUCAUUCGUGUCAAUUCUUCCAAGCUCAAGGACUAUACUCCAGCCCAGCCAUCAUCUCUGAUGGCAGGCAAGACGACUAUCGAUCUGGAUCUCGAAAACCCCGACGACCACGCCAAGCUGAUCAUGUUGUUCGAGGAGGCCGAUGUUAUCCUCCAGGGCUACCGCCUGCGCUCCCUCGAGCGUCGGGGUUUCGGGCUCAAGGCUGCUUUGGAGAUUGCCAACAAGCGCGGCAGGGGCAUCGUUUACGUAGACGAGAACUGCUACGGACCUGAUGGGCCUUAUGCUGAGAGGCCUGGAUGGCAGCAGGUCGCGGACGCUGCUGCCGGUAGUUCAUGGGUCAUUGCUCAGUCAUUCGGUCUGCCUGCCGGCCAGGGUGUGCUUCCAAGUUUGCCCAUAUCCGACAUGUCGACGGGUAUCCUGACGGCCCUGAUCAUCGCCUGCGCUAUCCGUGAUCGUACCAAGUUUGGCGGCUCAUACCACGGUCAUGGUGCACUUACCGCAUACAACAUGGCCACCCUAGAUCCCGAGGUUCGUCUUUACCAGCCCGAGGUGGUGAAGAGGAUCCAGGAUAAGUACAACUUCACGCCUUGGGGUAGUGAUAUUCACGUCGCGCCUCUGUACUACCAAAUAAUGAAGGCGUGGAGGGAGAACAGCAAGUUGAUAGAGAAUGAAAGGUACUACGUGCACUUCAAGGACACCGUGUUUGGUUCUGACCUUCGAACGCUGGCCCCCGUCGUGCAGUUCGACGACGAAGACAUCAAUCCAAAAUGGACCAGUCCUCCUGUUCCUUUCUGCCAUCAUGAGUUUAGGCAUUUCUUAAUCGACGCUUAG
Molecule: messenger RNA, 1713 nt
Organism: Microdochium trichocladiopsis
Lineage: Eukaryota; Fungi; Ascomycota; Sordariomycetes; Xylariales; Microdochiaceae
Product: CoA-transferase family III domain-containing protein
Exons: 1
Coding region: 1-1713 (570 amino acids)
Molecular function (GO): catalytic activity
Source: RefSeq, a predicted model, not a curated record